This is a messenger RNA of Porites evermanni, 13515 nucleotides long. The record is from the annotation of a GenBank genome assembly. Lineage: Eukaryota; Metazoa; Cnidaria; Anthozoa; Scleractinia; Poritidae.
CGCGCAAUCAUAUCCAACAUGGCGGCAAAACGUGCGCGUUUUGCAGGCAUGGAUAACGGCUACAAUCUGCGAUAUCUGCGCUUAGUCAUUUGCAAAUAACAUGGUAAUUUGGAACUUGAUUCAUCAUUACCCGAGGAAUCACUUACAUUCUGUUUUGUGUCGCCACUUUGGAAAUCGAAGUGGAACCGUUUGGAGUACUUUCUCACGACCACCACCAUUUCAAAUUAAAGCACGUUGUUCGGCGUUGAUCUGCGUGGGAUCAUCUAAACCUUUCUCUGUGUGGACCAAAGAUAAUCCUUCUUGUUCAUGUCUGGGAUAUCUGCAUAGAUCUUUCACCAUUCCAAAGUUAAGUUUGCAUUCCUCAAUAAAUUUACUACAAGGAAAUGUUGAUGAUGUAGUUCACAAUAAUUUGGAAGAAAGCGACAACGAAAAGGACGUUAAAAAUCGCCAGGAAAGGAUAUUGAAUAUAUCACUUGUCAACACCAAGGAAAAUGAGAAAAACUGUGGGAGGAAAGAUCAAGAUCAGCAGAUGCAAGUGGAGAAAAAUUCUUUAUACAGUGAAACUUUGAACAACUCAAGUACAGUUGCUGAGCGUGUGUCAGUGUUAGAAAAUGCAGAAUAUUCUGCUGAGGGAAGCUUUUCAGAAACAGAGAAUUUUGGAAGUAUUUCAUGGCAAAAGACAGUUGCACUUACACCAGGUAGCGUUGUCCUCCAGGAGCUAACAAUUCUGGGCUAUAGCCACCAGCGCUGCCCCCCUGCCCCCCACCCUCCUCGUUAGGCCUUCAGUUUUCUUCUUAUCUCUGAACUAGGAGAGUUUAAAAAAGUUGCUUUGACCACUAAAAGACUUCCAUUAGAAAUGAGGAAUUAAUGAAAACCUAAUUUUACCACUGAAAAAUCUAUGUAUUUGCUUUGCUUUAUCCUUAUGUUGAACUUACUGGGACACUGUGCAAGGUUUCCUCAGGUAAACCCAUGUUUCUCCAGCCUUUACUUUACCAUUUUCUUGCAAUAAAACUGCAGUGGGACAUUGAAAACCACCAGUGGAUGGACCCUAGAGAGAGGUGGAAAUUGAGCCUACCCCAGACCUUACACUAGACAAUUCGCAUUGACGAUUUUUAGCACAACACAGUGUUGCAAUAUUGUUGUAACAUUGUUGCAAAUGGAUGCAACAUUGUUCCAACAUUGUAAUGGUGUGUUGCGCUAAAAACCAUUGUUGCUAAUCGUCUCGUGUAACAUCAUGUUUACAGUGUUGUGGCUUUUUAUGGUUAACAGUACUGGAUCUACCAGUGAUUUAGUCACAAAUUGCUAUUUUCUCUCCCGUUUUUGUACCCUAAACAAUCACUGUUUUGUUACUUUAUUUUCUUCUUUCUCCAUAGGAAAAGUAAAUAAAUAUUUAAUUGACUUCUUUGAAGAUAAGAAAGUUAGAAAAAUUGCGCUUGAAAAUGGUAUAACCGGUAAGGACUUUUUAUUAGUGCUUAUCAUCAUUACUGAUAAUAAUAUUUAUAAACUAUGAUUUUAAAUCUUUCUAUUGUGAUUGUGAACCAUGGGUACAUGUACCCUGGGUAGGAUACUGUUUCUUUGCUUGGGCCAUUUCAAACAAUGUUUCAUUUUUGUGCGCCCUCUUUCUGUAUUUUCUGUUUAUUAGUACAUUUAAGUGUUUCCUUCAACGUCAUAGUAAAUUGAGUGGAUUUUCUGUUAAACAAAAUAGCAAUAUGGACAGAGUUUUUCUCAGUUAUAAAGAUUGAAAGCUUAUUGCUGAUGGCACACAAAAUGACUUAUUAUUUAAUGCCUUAUUUUUAAGUGACAGGUUUAUUCAAAUCUGAUGUUUAUUAGUUUAACAUUGGCAUUCUUGUUGAGAAGUGCAGUGCUUGUUUGAAAACAUUGCUUACCCUAAAUUAUACUAUUUUGAAUGGUCUUAUUUCAAGGGUGGGGCUCUUUGAAUAACUACAUAUAAAGCUAAGAGUCAAUGAGGUUGCCAAAAAAUGGACAGGAAUAUAAGAAUAUCCUCUUACUCUUCUCAUUUUGUUUUAAUUUGUUUUAGGAAAAUUAUUUCACCAGAUUUUUCAAGAAUUCAGAAAAAAGAUUCUUUCACAGAUGAAAAAAGGAAACAGGGAAAUGUUGAAAAAAUUCAGUAAAUUAUAUCAUGACUCCGGUAAGUCUGCAUGAUUUGAAGGUAGAAGGUAAUUUCAACCAAUUUUAUUAUUCUUAUAGACUGACCCUGACAGUGAUCCAACAGCUCAAGUGCUAUAAUAUGCUACUUUUCAGCAUGCAAGGAAAGUAGUGUCCGAUAGCCUGGGGCUAGUGGAUUUUGCUAUCAGGCUAGUGCAUUCUGUUUUUAACUUGCCCGACGGGCAAGUGAUAUAUUUUUAGGAAUUCGAAUAACAGAAGAACUGUAAUCAAUCCUGCUCACCAAAUUUUUUUCGGGCUAAUACAUGCUAUACUGAGCUACAGCUUGCCCAAAUGACAAGCUGUAAAACUGACUUUCUUUGCACCCUGCUUUUGGAAAUAUCCAUCCCCCUUGAGAUAUUACUGCUCUUAACAAUAACUCCUCUACUGGAUAAAAAUUUCAGUUUAGUUGCAAGCAAAAGCUAAGGACAUAACAUCCUCCCUAAGUACUUGGUAUUUGAGCCAUGGAUGUCAUUGUUUGGAUCUCUUUGACUUUUUACAAUAAUCACUCUAGUUUUGAUUUCACAGCACCCAUCAUCCAUUUAAACAUUAAUUUAAUUUUUAAAUUCUUCAACUUAAUGUCACUUUGUUUAUCAUUUACAGACCAAACGGCCAAUUUGUUGCCGUUAUUUUUGGCAUUUGCUCGUCGGGUCCAUCCCAUGUUAGACUGUAUUGAUGAAGUGAAAAAGAUAUCAGACUUACGUGGUCCUGCAGAUCUGUGAGUCAAUAAAUAUUCCCUUCCCCCCCUCCUUUCAAUAAAUGUUGCUGAGUAAUUUCUGUCAGUGAAACCGCGUACAUGUACCUGUGGUUCCUGGUCCCAUUUAAGUUUUGAACGAGUUUUUAUUAACUCCCAGGUGUUACGUGUAUAAAUAAACUACUUACUUACUAACUUACUUAACAUUCUGAUGUCAUUUCUGUGGUUGUUGAGAGUAUAGAGCAUCGGAAAUUGUUAUCAAUUUGUUAAAAUAAUGUUGUUUCAGGAAGAGUGGAAGCAAUUCCUUUCACAAUUUAUUUUCUUUCCAUUGUUUAUGUUUUUUUUUUUAUUAAAAAAGACCAACGGUAGAUAUUCUUGCUCAAAACAGAAGUGGCUGGACUAAGGGGUCACAAACUUGUAUUACAGUUAUGAAACUCUUACUUUUGACUGUGUUAGGUUUCCAGAAGCAAGAGCAAUUAAAAGGAAAAUUAUAUACCAUGCUGGUCCCACAAACAGUGGCAAGACUCAUUCUGCUCUGGAAAGAUUCCAUGCUUCUGAUUCUGGUGUAUAUUGUGGACCACUGAGACUUCUAGCAACAGAGGUGUUCAGACGAACUAACGAGGCUGUGAGUUAAAAACUGUGUUUACUGUUGUAUCAAACAUUAUAUAAGAUUACUCUAAGAGAAAAUGUAUACAGAUGCUAUGUUUACAUGACCAUUUCCAAAGCAAAUUUGUUGUAAGAUACUAAAUGCUAGAACCAACUAAAGGCAGUGUGAUGGUUCAGUUCUGAAAAGUAAUAAGGGAAGUUAACGUAAAAGAAAAUUCAAGCCAGGCAAAGAGUAGACAACAACUACCAAUAGAAAAAGAAUAACAGUUUGAAACUCCAAGGUGAAAGUAACGUAUUCAGAUACCUGCAAACUAGAAACAAUAUGCAAAUUCAAACUAUUUAAAGUUCUGUAAAUAUUAUGCUUGCGUGUGGGGAGGCAAAAGAAUUUCAAAUGACAGAAGGCUUGAUUACGAGGGAGCAGUUGAAAUUGAGCCUAACAAAUUAGUGUAACCUUAUUGCAGCGGCAUUAAGGUGAGGAUAUUAUCAAUUUUAAACCAGUGGUGGCUUAACCAUUGGUGAAGCAGGGUCAGAGUUCUCACCUCCCACCAAAUAUGUGGCUGGGUUCAUGUUUAUCUUGAUGGUGACCCUCAAUAUGUGUGUUGGUCUGUUGUUGGGUGUGGUCCUUCCUCUGACAGGGCUUUUGCCUGUGUUCUCCAAAAGACUUGAAUGAUUAUCAUGCUGGUUUUGAUUUGUUACCAACAAUCCAGGGUAUACCUUGUGACUUGUUAACUGGUGAGGAUAGACAGUGGGCUAUAUCACCUGAUGAACCUGCUAAUCAUAUUGCAGCAACUGUUGAGAUGUGUUCCACAAGAAGGCCUUGUAUGUACUUAAAUAAAAAUAUUUUUUAAAUACAUAAAAAUAAGCUGCGGUCAGUCACUUGGAGAAAAGGUUUAAUAUAGCUGAAAAGAAUUUGUUUGGUAAUCAGAGCUUCAAGUUCAACCUUUUUCAAAGUCGCCUUUUGGUGACCUAAAAUCAUAAAUUGGUUGCCAGGCAUACAUGUAAAAUACUGGUUGCCACAGUAAAGGGAAGUUUGUGCAACAUUACAUGAAAGGUUUGAAAUACUCAAAAUGGCUACCCAACUGUACGUCUAUUGCAAACAAGGAAGUCAAGUCAAAUAAUAAGGAAAACAGAGCAUAAAAUUUAAAUAAUAUUUCAUGGCAAUGUUUUUCCCAUUUGAACUCUAAACACUGAGUAAUAAUUAAAAACACUAUGGUGUAACAAUUCAGGUCACCAAAUUUUCCACUUUCACUGCAAUUCUAGUUGCCAAUUUUCUCAUUCUUGCUAUGGUGACCAAAAUGGUAGGAGCUUUGAGUGCUGGUUAUGAAAUCUUUUUAGUCCUCAAAAAAUUCUAAGGUGAUGAAAUCUUAAAAAUUUAAUUUGUGAAAUUAUGGGAUUUGCCAAGAUAUUCUGAAAGAACAACGUCCAAGACACCUACUUGCCAAAAAUUAGCAUUUCGGGGCACAUGGUCUCUGAGAUAAUAACCCAGUUAUGCUCUGAUGACUCCAAACAAAUCCUUCUAAAUUUGACUUGGGUCUAAAUGUUUAUCUUAGAGAGGAUUUGCCCCACAAAUAUGCUAGUUUUUGGCAAGUAGGCCUCUUGGGUGUUGUUCUUUCAGAAUAUCCUGACAAAUCCCAUAAUAAUUUCACAAAUAAAUUUUUUUUUAUGAUAUCACACUUUAGAACAUUAUGGAGAACAACUUUAACAUUGCUUUUCCAGUAGCAGGCAGGUUACCUGUAACAUGUGAACCUAUUUAAAAAUGACCAGCUAGCUCGAUAUGAGUGGCCGCAGCAUCCAACACCUUACGGUUGUCUCGGAGAUGGUGGGUUCAAAUCCCAGCACUUAAAGAUGGUAUUCUGUUUCUUAAUUAAAAUUUGAGAUGAGAAAUCUUAUGUUUUUGUCAUUUUGGGCAGAUGAUUGUGCUGUCAUAGAUGAAAUUCAGAUGAUGAAUGAUAAUGAGAGAGGCUGGGCCUGGACACGAGCUCUGUUAGGUUUGUUGUGCAUUUUUUCUCCUAUUUUUUGCUCUUUUCCUCAAUUACAUUUGACUUACUGAAUAUAAGUGUUUUUUAACACCACACUGCUUGGUUUUUAUCAUCAUUCUUCUAUUGUGGAACCCUAUUUGUCUUCCUUUUCCUUUGGAAAUGAUUUGUUUUCAAUGGAAUAGGACACAGAAUGAAGAUUAAAAAAGUUACAUGUGUACAGGACAUUGACAGAUCAUAUAGAGAAGUUCACCACUGAAUAUUAAAUUUUUCUGUUUACUUAGGUCUCCCAUGCUUAGAAAUUCAUAUUUGUGGUGAUGGUUCAGCCAUUGAUCUGGUAAAAAGGCUGAUAUCUUCCUGCGGUGAUGAAUUAGAGGUAAAUUAAAGUUCUACAACAUUAUUCACAUUUAAGUAACAUGAGCAGACCUCUUCCAUAUUUCCUCUUCGCCAAUUUUAAUAAUGAAUAACUUAGUUUUCAAAGUAUGGUCAAAACAGUUUGUGCUUAGAAUGUGUCUCAAAACAGUCUGGUCUUUAGAAAUGCCAUUUCAUAUGCCUAGCAUGGGAAAUGCCUGCUACAGGUAAUGGGGGGACCUGGUGACACUUUGAGUUGGGGCUGAUCAAUCCCAGGGUUUUCUAACAAAGCUUAAUGGUGGACAAUAUUUUUUAGGUAGAACAUAUGACUUGAGAUGCACUAGUACUGCUAUCCAACUUCUUUCAAGGUCCAGCUAAUUGUUUCUGAUAAUGUUGUUUAAAUACAGGUUCAGCAUUAUGAAAGACUCUCUCCUCUGACAGUAAGGCCUCAUCAUAGUCUAGGUAAGAUGUUAUAUAGCAUGUGUGCUUCCUUAAUACUGGCACCAGUUUUCUUUUCAAUUAGCUUAAAAAUCAGCCACUGCCUGCUUUAUGCAUUUAGAUUGUUGGGUUUGCUCUGUGGUUUAAAAAGCUCAACAAAGAGUGCCAAUUUUUAUAGCGGGUUGAAGCUAGCGAUGUGCAACAAGUUUGAUCAUUCAUGAAAUUACAAUGUUUAUACAAAAUGUGGUAACAGGUUAAGUCGUCCAAAAGUCAUCUCGCCCAAAGUUUUUUUUCAAAACCAGAGUUAGGUUGCCCAAGAAAUAAAAUUGAAUGAAGCAGUGUGUGGAAUAUAUACUACUUAAAUGUAUUAACUGAGAGUGUGGUCAAAUCUCAGACAGAGACCUUGAUUUAUUGACUGAGUGAUAACGAGGUCAAUACAUCAACGCUGAGGUCGGAGAUUUCCCUGUAAUGACCGGCUGGAUGAGGUUGAUAAGUUAUUUAUUGUAUGGUGCUUUUUGAACUGAAACGAACCUGACGAUGUGAUUGAAACCACAAGACACAGUUUCUUCGACAAUAAGAAUUUUAUUGGACCUGAGCCUGCGAUCAUUUAAAACUAAUAACUGGUCAGCGGAUAAGUUUUAAAAACACGUCACCUCAAUGAGUUUACACUUGGGUCCACGAUACAGUCAUCUGACACUGGUCAGUGGAUACUAAAAUUGACCUUAACAUGGAUGGUCCAGUAUCAAGUUAAACACAGAUGGUAUUUGCCUUGGACACCUAGCUAGUAAUGCCGAGUCAUUGCAAGAAAAUCUUGCCUGCUUAGCAGCGAAUCAAAGAACGCGUUCUGUUGUAGCUAUAUAAUAAACUUCCUUCUUUAAGACAGGAUGAGAUGAAACAAAACCAAUACCGCGAUAGAUAUGUAAUAGGAUGUUAGGAUGUCGUUGAGCAUGAUAAAACACAACUCAGCAUUUUAGUUGACUAACUAUAAAUUUCAGGCCACAUAACUCUGCUUUUAGGGAACGUAACUUCGAAGGAGACGACUUUUGCGGAACUUGUCCUUAAACCUAAAUUGCUGCACCUUCAUGCUUUAAUAUCAGAACUGCUGUCUUACUUGACUGUUGUCAUUUUUUUUAAGACGGGAGGAUCAAAGGAGUUAAGCCUGGAGACUGUCUGGUAGCUUUUUCUCAACGAGAUUUGUAUCAGCUAAGAAGAGAGAUUGAAAAGAAAAGUAACCAGAAAUGUGCCAUCAUUUAUGGAGGUCUUCCGCCAGGUAACUCCUAAAAUUGUAAGCUGUUGUGUGUGAUUUUAAUAAUACAUGCUUACAUCAUGUUUAAAUUUCUUUUGUGAGAGAUCGUGUUUUUUUUACAGAAAAAGUUUUUUUUAACCAUUUCUCAAAAUAACAGGGAAUUUUAAUGUUGCUUAAAACACAUGCAAGGCCCUACCCUUUCAGCUGCUCGUCUUUAACCUCAAGCAAACGUCGAAAAACGUCAAGGAAUUAUUUCAUGUGAAGAGGCUGCCAUAUUGACGUCUUGAGGUUUGCCACUGGAGGUUUCUGCUGAACGCCUGGCUCCAGUUGUUCAAAAAGUGGAUAAUGCUAUCCACUGGAUAGAAACAUCGGUUUCUGCUGGAUAGUGAUUUAUCCAGUGAAUAGCACUAUCUAAUGUUUGAACAGUGGGGGCCUGGAUGCAAAAUGUCUCUAAUAUGAUUAUGGUAUACGUUUGUUGUAAGCAUAUCGCACUUCUUCUGAAUUUUCUGUGCUAUCCCUCUAUUAUUAAUACUAUUAUAAUAAGGUAACAAUAUUUAAUUUACUUUCAACUCUUUAAAUGUGCAAGAGUAAAUGUAUAUGUCUUCUUUUGCAGCAACAAAAGUAGAGCAGGCAAAUAAGUUUAACGAUCCUCAAGAUGAUUGUUCCAUACUGGUGGCCUCUGAUGCUAUUGGAAUGGGACUCAACUUGUAAGUUCAAUGUGUUGACUUCUGGCUGUGAUCUUUAGGAACCUUGCGAUCUGACGACGGCGACGGCACUGAGAAAGUGCAAAAAAGCAGUAGGUUUAAUAGACAAAACAACAACGUUGUAUGUGCAUCAACUUUUGUUGUACGUUUCUUUGCCGUCACUGUACGACUACGCUGUGAUAGGCUAGGCUAGUCGUGAGAAAUUUUGCCUAGGCAUUUGCGUAAUUUCGUGUUAUAUGGAGGACGUAAACAAGCGACCACGAAAUUUUCUUUCCCUUUUGAACCUGGACAUGGUUCUUAGGAUUUCAACACCACAAGAGUUCGCAUACACUCGACAAAGUAAGUUGGAAUAAUGGCAAUCAAGAUUAGCGAAUUCACUUUAAAGUGCUGUUUUCACUGCCAUCGCUGACCCCGCAUCUUAAGGUGCCUUUUAAGCUUUUUCACUGGAAUUGGGUCUUAAUUUGGCUUUUGAGCACUAGUGUCAUUUUCUUUUUGUUUUCAGCUAAAUGAACUACAUUACAGUCUACCUCAAGAUGAGUUUUUUUUACAUUUUUUAUUUCCCUUCUUCACAGAAAUAUUAAACGGAUUGUGUUUAGUACUCUGAUGAAGUUUGACGGGCAAAAUAUGGUACAACUUACGUCUACUCAAGCAAAACAGAUUGCAGGGCGAGCUGGAAGAUACGGUUCUGAUCAUCCUAACGGCGAAGCAUUAACGUAAGAACCUACUUUUCCAUUAAAUUCAUGGGCUCGUCACUGACAAACUCAGUGGUAAUGAUUUUUUACUCAAUAUGUUGUCACUGCGUUCGACGUUAUGAGAACACAACUCCUAAUCUUGGUAUUCUGUGGUACUUAGUGUCCCUGUGGUACUCAAGGGUGACCUUUUCAGCAAUAUUUGUCGUUCGUCUGCAUUUUCGGCGCCAUUUUGAAUUACGUCAUAUGUGCAUGCGCAUCACCGUUAUUCGAUCAAGUUCAACCAGAUGAUGCAACUUUAGCUUGCGAGCAAGCUCUCCUUCCCUCCUCCACCCCCGUACCCCUGGGAACCCAAAGAGCUUUAAGCUCAUUAGCCUGCGUGUAAUACUUGCAGGUUAAUGCAAUUUAUGUCGAAAGCAUGGAGUUACCAUUACCCUAUUUUGAAAUAAGCGUGAUGUUAUAGCUAAGAAAACUGGAACGCAGUCUCUAAUUUGUGAUGACUGCUAGCAAGUAGGUGGAAUAUAAUCGUCCAGGAAGGUAUGGCCUAGAGGACAGUUUUUAAUUUGACUGAUGUUUUGACAGAUAGCCUGUGCACUUGCCCCCUCCCCUCAGAAAAAAUCGGAGAAGGGGCCCCUCCUCCAAUUUUUUCUGAGGAAAAGGGGCGGCUAUACACAGGCUAUUGAUAGAUUGUGCGGAAUUCGUCACCAGUGUUAAAGAACUUGGUUCUUGAACUUAAAAAUCAAUUGGUUGAUGUUGCAACUACAUGUCGCUGCAAUGAAAAUUUAUCUCUUUUGUAGAUUGAGGAAAGAAGAUGCUAAUGUUCUUCACUCGCUGAUAAAAGAUCCACCACAAGAAGUUAAGGUAAAUGUUUGUGGUUAUUCACCGUUUCUUCUUUAGGCAGCUACACUAUAUCAACUAAGAAGUUAUUAUAAAACGUUUCUCGUGAAAUUACCGUUACGUUUUUCAAGUUUGUCCUUUGCAAUCCAAGUUAAAUCUCUCCCAUCCUCAGCCAUCUUUACUCCUUUAUAGAUUUUCUUUUUUCGUUUGGUUGCUUUUUUCCCAAAUUAAUAUUUGGAGGCUUCCUUGUAAACUAAAGCUUCACUCCUAAGGAUUCUACUGAAAAAAAUUGAGGGCGUUACAUGCGUUAGGAGACCUAGAACCACUUUUUAAAAUUUCCAAUACAUUUGUACGUAAGAAAGUCCCGGGAAAAAUAACAGACAAAUAUAUAUGGAAAAUCUAAAGCAAGCCUCUGGGUACGCCCCCCAAAUUUUUUAGGACAAUCCUUUGCUUUGUAGCUUUAGUUUACAAUUGACAUUUUUUUCAGAACAGCGGUUUUACGGAAAUUAUUUGACAUUAGAUUCUCAUACUAACAAUGUAAUUUCUCACUCGUUUGCCUUCUCGUCAAGAUAGCUUCGAAAACCCUGACAAGGUCUAUUCAAGGCAUAUGUAUCGAACCUUGCAAAAUAAGGUCUCAAACUAACGUUACAGCGGUGCUUUAAGUAGCCACAAAACUAACCAGCGUGAAGUUUACACGCGUUGAUUUGAAGGUACUAAAAAUUGUACCUAAAACACAUCUAACGUCAACUGAUUUUUUCAGGCCGCAGGAUUAGCACCAAGUAUGGAACAGAUUGAGAUGUUAUCUGAACAACUCCCGGAUGCAAGUCUAGUCAAACUCUACGUAAGUUAACUCAAGUUGUGAACUGGAGGAUGUAAAAUGGACAGAAUCACAGUUUUUUCCCCUCGAGACAGUAUACAAAAUGAACCCCAGAGAGGUUUCAUGAGCGGCUUGGUCUUUACAAUCCGACAACAGUAUUCAUAUUCUUUCUAGUUGAAUCCGCCCUCUAUUAAAACAUGUCCAUUCAUUUGUAUGCCCGUCUUUUGAAUUGACAUGCUGUUUAUUUUUAUAUUGUAGGAAGUUUUUGAAAGCGUUGUUCAGUUGGAUGGUGCCAAUUAUUUCAUGUGUGAUUUGGAAUUCAAAAAGGUUGGUUUGUGCAGCUACAAAUAGCCCCCCUAUUUCCACUUGUUAAAACUCGGUCUUUAACUUAACUCUAUUGUCUAUUUUUCAUUUCUGUCUUUUUUUUUUCUUUUUUCGUUCUUCUCUAGAAAAUAGCUUUCAAACUGCGUGGAAUUCCCUUGAGCGUAACAGAACAAUACGUAUUCAGUACCGCACCAAUCGGCUCCAAGACCAUCGAACUUGCAGUCAAGGUACCACGUUUAAAAUGCACAACAGUAGAGUAUUCCUCAUAGUUUAUAACUAAAUGGCCCCGUUAAGAUUUGGAUCAAAAUAUAGAACCAUCUUCUUCAAAAUUAAAAACUGUGAUUUCAUCGUCACACUUUAGGAUUGUAUGCAAAAACUACUAAGUUGAUAGCUUGUUCCACGCUCUCUAUCAGUCCCCAGCCCCCACGCGGAUUUCGCUCAGUUUUUCCAGUUCUUGACCCGCUUUCCUCACUAUCCGGCGUGGAGCCUAGAGAGGCCACGAAGUUGAAAUCCUCUUGUACAGAACAGUGCUUCUGUCCAAGAACUUUUCAGUUAGUUCCGUUUGAAUGGUGAUUCAAAGACAAAGCUAGAGCCACCUUGUACAGCACAGUGCCGAAUAGUACAACAGAGAAGUGCAGUUGAAGGCAGACACCUCCCAAAGGGUUGGUCACUGCUUGGGAUCUUCAGUCCUUUACUUUUACUGUCUAUAAGGCCAAGACCUCUCUAUAAGCCAAACACUUAUUGCUGGCUCAAACGGUGUCCUUCUUAGCGUCCAUUUAAGCCUGCGAGCAAGCUCUCCAUUUGGCAGAAUCGCGAGAAUUCACGCGAGAGACGCACGCGAAAUGAGAGCUUGCUUGCAGGCUCGUUCUAUUUAAAAGGUCACACUUAACAAUUUCGUUCAGAGAUUCAUAGCUUAGAAUCAUACCAUUUGGCUCUGAGGUUUUAAUCAAAAAUAACAUUGCUGAUAUUUAUUACUGACAGUUCGCCCAUAACGUGAGCCACAACAUACCCCUGACCUCCUCCAUGUUAAAAAAGAUCAUCCAAUGGCCUCCUAAGUCACCCAGGUCCCUGGAACAGCUGCAGAAUUUGGAGGCACUACACGAGGGUUUGGAUCUUUAUCUCUGGCUCAGGUGAGUUGAGGGUGAAUGAGCCAGUCGUUAUUGGGGUCUUUGCUGUAUGUCUGAAUCCUUUUCUUUUCUUUUUGCCCUUUUACUCUUUCUUGUUUCUCAUGGUGUUGUUGGGUCCUCUUUAUUUAACAAUUACAUUGUUCAAUUUCAAAAGCGUUCAAGUAGCGUUUUAUUGUCCAAAUACGGGGGCGUAGCUAGGGGGGGGGGGGUCCGGGGGGCCCGGGGCCCCCCCCUUGGGAGGCCUUCUUUUGGGCAACCAACCUCAAAUAUUCGGGUGGACAAAACGCCUUGCACACAUUUUGCCCGUAAUUUGUUUUUUUGUGAAGUAUUUUCGUCAACGGCUCUUGUCUUUAGUUAAUAUGGGCGUGGAGGUCGACAUGACAAUCUGGUGAGUAGCCUCUGUGACCCCCCCUUUGAAAAAUCCUGGCUACGCCCCUGAAAUAAACUUUAUUGUCGUAGUUAUCGUAUGUCGCACAUAUUUGUGGAUGUGGAGAACGUCUGUGAAAUGCAGCAAAUCGUGGAAGAUAUCAUAGGAGACGCCGUCGAGUCGAACACGCUUGGAGUCAUACAGCAACGCCGCAGACGAACACGUUUGAUUGACAGGAAACUGGAAAAGUGGUUCAAGUAUCGUUAACUUGGGUACGUUAGGAUUCAAUUACUCAAUAUAUGCUAUGCAAAUUACCCUGUGUAUAGAGCCCCACCCCCACCCCUCCCCUCAGAAAAAAUUGGAGGGAGGUCUUUAUACAGGCUAAAACUGGCCGUUGUCGAGGUUAUUUUGGCAGUUGGGGACACGUUUUAGUCGCCGUUGCUGUUGUAGAGAGGUGGCCGUUGCAGAGAGCUUUAAGCAAGAGUCAAUGUAUAGACUGUCUGCAGGAGCAAAAAAAGUGGCCGUUGUAGAGAGUUGGCCGCUGUGGAGAGGUGCAGCCUCCUCCCCAGGCGCUUCGUUUUUCGCAUGGCAGAGGCGAGCGCGAAACAAGUGACUGGUGAUGAAUCGCAAGGGACCAUGGGAAGGGUACAGACGGCUUUGCGCGCACAUUUUCAUCAAAAGAGAGACGUCUGGGUACGAGGCAGGGAGAGGUGGCCGUUAGUGGAGAUUCGACUGUAGUUGAUUGAGGACGGCUGUCACCUUUUCCCGCCAAAAUGACGCUGGUUCACGCGCGCGCACCACUUAGUAUUGAGAAAAUCUCGUUGUCUUACUCGUCCUCGUCUUAGAAUUUUCAGGGUCUCAGCAGCGAUCGUAGAACGUAGCAACUGGGAAAGUACUGAAAUAAACCCAACUUUACCUUUGGUAAAUCGUCCUCUUCCUAUGCUUUCUUUGCAGGAAAAUUCUGUCAUUUGGUGAAAUUUUCUUAUGGCCUGUCAAGGACACCUACUUAAUGGCAUCCUGAGACUCGAAGUGAACCUUUAACUAUUCAUGAAAAAUGUGUACGGUUUUUGGUACUUUUUAUUCAACGUUCCACCGAUGCAAGUUUAACAUCUGAAUGAGAUGGUGAUGUUUGAUCUUAUUUUUGUAGUGACGAUAUAUGCGGUUCAAUAAAAAUAU